CUGCGCGCCGCCUGCAACCUCCGCAGCGCAGCCGGGCGGCGGCGCGGCCCAGUGGCCGGAGGUCCUAGCGGCGGCGCGCAGUCCGGCUCCACGAACCUCCAUGACAUUGGGCGCCAGGGGCGCGCGGAGAUGCUGAUCCGGAAGAAGCAGUGGCUGCAGUGCAGCGCGCGAGGCUGCUCACGCGCCGCGGUCCGGCCUGGGCUUCUGUGCCAGAGUUUCUGAUCGUACCCGAACCGGGACCCCAGGAGGCUGGAUCUCCAGCACAGAGCAGCGGCGUCGACGGCGCCCCAACUUGCAUGCGAGGAGUGACCCCAGACAUCUCACUAAAAUGAGCGUGCUUAGCAGGAAGAGAUGUGUUCCCUACACUAGAAAUUACCCCGUCACAUGUAGUGGUGUCCCAAUUAAUGGAUUCUGACAUGGAUUAUGAAAGGCCAAACGUAGAGACCAUCAAGUGUGUGGUGGUGGGUGACAACGCCGUGGGCAAGACCAGGCUCAUCUGUGCCCGGGCCUGCAAUGCCACCCUCACCCAGUACCAGCUUCUUGCCACCCAUGUACCCACAGUGUGGGCCAUUGACCAGUAUCGAGUAUGCCAGGAGGUGCUAGAACGCUCCCGGGAUGUGGUAGAUGAUGUCAGCGUCUCCCUGCGCCUCUGGGACACCUUUGGUGACCACCACAAAGACCGGCGAUUUGCUUAUGGAAGAUCUGAUGUGGUGGUUCUGUGUUUCUCCAUUGCCAACCCCAAUUCCCUCCACCAUGUCAAGACCAUGUGGUACCCAGAAAUCAAGCAUUUCUGCCCUCGAGCUCCUGUCAUUCUGGUGGGCUGCCAGCUGGACCUGCGAUAUGCUGACCUGGAAGCUGUUAACAGGGCCAGGAGACCCUUGGCUAGGCCCAUUAAGCCCAAUGAGAUCCUCCCCCCAGAGAAGGGUCGGGAAGUGGCCAAAGAGCUGGGGAUCCCUUACUACGAGACCAGUGUGGUGGCGCAGUUUGGUAUCAAGGAUGUCUUCGACAAUGCCAUCCGGGCUGCACUCAUCUCCCGUCGUCACCUGCAGUUCUGGAAAUCUCACCUGCGCAAUGUGCAGCGGCCUCUACUGCAGGCACCCUUCCUGCCCCCGAAGCCACCGCCCCCCAUCAUCGUGGUGCCCGACCCCCCCUCCAGCAGCGAGGAGUGCCCCGCCCACCUCCUGGAAGACCCGCUCUGUGCGGAUGUCAUCCUGGUGCUGCAGGAGCGCGUGCGCAUCUUUGCCCACAAGAUCUACCUCUCCACCUCCUCCUCCAAAUUCUAUGACUUGUUUCUCAUGGACCUGAGUGAGGGGGAGCUGGGGGGCCCCUCAGGGCCAGGGGGCCCCCACCCAGAGGACCACCGGAGCCACCCUGAGCAACACCACCAUCAUCACCAUCACCACCAUGGGCGGGACUUCCUGCUUCGGGCAGCCAGCUUUGACGUGUGUGAGAGUGCAGAUGAGGCUGGGGGCUCUGGUCCUGCUGGUCUCCGGGCUUCAACUAGUGAUGGUAUCUUAAGGGGUAAUGGAACAGGGUACCUACCAGGCAGGGGGCGCGUGCUUUCUUCCUGGAGCCGAGCUUUUGUGAGUAUCCAGGAAGAGAUGGCAGAGGACCCUCUGACUUUCAAAUCCCGGCUGAUGGUGGUGGUGAAGAUGGAUAACUCCAUUCAGCCGGGGCCCUUCCGGGCUGUUCUCAAAUACCUGUACACAGGGGAGCUGGGUGAAAAUGAGCGGGACCUCAUGCAUAUCGCCCACAUUGCUGAGCUGCUAGAGGUCUUUGACCUACGCAUGAUGGUGGCCAACAUUCUCAACAACGAGGCCUUCAUGAAUCAGGAGAUCACCAAGGCCUUCCAUGUUCGCCGGACCAACCGGGUCAAGGAGUGCUUGGCAAAGGGCACCUUCUCAGAUGUGACCUUCAUCCUGGAUGAUGGCACCAUCAGCGCCCAUAAACCCCUACUGAUUUCCAGCUGUGACUGGAUGGCUGCCAUGUUUGGGGGGCCAUUUGUGGAGAGUUCUACCAGGGAGGUGGUGUUUCCGUACACAAGCAAGAGCUGCAUGAGGGCUGUGCUGGAGUACCUCUACACGGGCAUGUUCACCUCCAGCCCAGACCUGGAUGACAUGAAGCUCAUAGUCCUAGCCAACCGCCUCUGCCUACCGCAUUUGGUCGCCCUAACAGAGCAGUACACAGUGACGGGGCUGAUGGAGGCAACCCAGAUGAUGGUGGACAUCGAUGGGGAUGUCCUUGUGUUCCUGGAAUUGGCACAGUUCCAUUGUGCAUAUCAGUUGGCCGACUGGUGUCUCCAUCACAUCUGUACCAACUACAAUAAUGUGUGCCGCAAGUUCCCUCGAGACAUGAAGGCCAUGUCCCCAGAAAACCAGGAAUACUUUGAGAAGCACCGGUGGCCACCCGUCUGGUACUUGAAAGAAGAGGACCACUAUCAGCGUGCACGGAAGGAACGCGAGAAAGAGGACUAUUUACAUCUGCGGAGGCAGCCCAAGCGACGGUGGCUGUUCUGGAACAGUCCCUCAUCACCAUCCUCCUCAGCAGCAGGCUCGGCGUCCCCGUCCUCCUCCUCGGCCGUCGUCUGAGAUGCUGCCACCCUCUUCAGAUCCUGCUGCUGUUGUCCUCGUUAGCCCGUGUCCUUCUGCUCUCCUUUAACAUCCUCUCCACCCCACAGGGGAUGAGGGAACUCACCUAACCGGGGCCCUGAGGGCAGAGCCGUUCUCACCAGCCAAUGUGGCUCAGGCCAGGAGGAGCCCGGCCCUGCAGAUCAAAACAGGGUCCACCUACAAUUCCAGGAAGGGCAGGAAAACAGCUGUCCCAAGGUGGGGAGCAGGAAAGAGCUCAGAGCUCUUGGUAUUUUCUCUCUGGACUUGACAAUAGAGUCAGUGGAGGAAAGCUUCCCUGCA
Molecule: messenger RNA, 2909 nt
Organism: Phodopus roborovskii (desert hamster)
Lineage: Eukaryota; Metazoa; Chordata; Mammalia; Rodentia; Cricetidae
Gene: Rhobtb2
Product: Rho related BTB domain containing 2
Exons: 10
Coding region: 405-2588 (727 amino acids)
Biological process (GO): small GTPase-mediated signal transduction
Molecular function (GO): GTPase activity; GTP binding; protein binding
Source: RefSeq, a predicted model, not a curated record